This is a messenger RNA of Microbotryum saponariae, 1935 nucleotides long. Lineage: Eukaryota; Fungi; Basidiomycota; Microbotryomycetes; Microbotryales; Microbotryaceae. The record is from the annotation of a GenBank genome assembly.
AUGCGGAUCAUGCGUACGCUGAUUCAGGGGCCGCUCGUAGUGGCCUCGCUCGCCGUAGGGCUGGCUUCGGCCGCGGCGCUGCUGUCACCGUCGGCGAACGACUUGAGCUUGGCCAGACGCAACAAGUCGAAUUUUGAGGCAGAAAUCAAAAAAAGAGAUUCGUAAGUACUAUAUGCUUCCAGUGGCACCAACCUGAAAGGCCACUAACUGACGUGGACUGUGCCAAAAUGUGCCACCACUGCAGCUGCACCACGAGUUCGUGCCCACAGGUCGCCAAUGCGGUCAGCACUUGCGACUCGUCUGGGGCGUGCGACUUCACGUGCGGCCCUAAUCUCCUCAAGGACAGGGACGAGGGCAAGUGCGAAUGCAUUUUGGAAGGUUGCCCGGCCGUCGGUAAUAGUACCAGGUUCUGCAACGCUUCCGGCACAUGUGACUUCACUUGCAACGGCGGCCGGAAGAAGGUCGGCGACCAGUGCGUGUGCGACACCGAAGGGGGAUGCCCGUCGUGUACCCCAAGCAUGUGUCCCAUCGUCCCCAAUGCGAUCUCCUCGUGCACCUCCUCCGGCAUGUGCAACUUCAACUGCACUCGAGGUCUUAUCAGGUUCGCCGGGAAGUGUAACUGCAACGAAUACUUUUGUACGACAAGCGCCUUCGACAAUGCGUCUAAUGCGUGGUGCAAUAACGACACGGGUUCAUGUGAUUUUGCUUGCAACUCCGGCACCAAGAAGGUCGGCGACAAUUGUGUGUGCGACGUCGCGCAAUGCUCCUCAAUGACCAACGUCGCUUCGAGCUCUUGCCCAUCCGCAAAUGCGCCGUGUGACUUCGACUGCGCUGCUGGAUUCAAACGAGACGGUCGUCGAUGCGUGUGCGAUGACGAUCAAUGCCCCCGGGUGCCCCACGCCGCCUUCAACUUCUGCAACGAUUCGGGUACUUGUGACUUUGAUUGCGCCGAUCGAUUCAUCCAAAAGGAUCGCCAGUGCGUUUGCGACCCCGCUCGCUGCACCGAUGUCGUCCCCAACGGCGCGAGCGUCUGCAACUCCGACGGGUCCGGAUGCCACACGACUUGCAACGUCGGCUUCAAAUUGGCCUUUGACCAGUGUGUGUGCGAUGUGGCCCAGUGUCCCUACAUUACGAACUCUAUCGUAUUCUGCGAUCACUCGGAAGCGUGCGCAUUCGAGUGCUAUCCGGGUUACCGGAAGGAAAAUGGUCAAUGCGUUCAGGGCUCGUGAGUGUUUCGAGUUUCGGUUUCAAAAGAAGGUUACGGUGAGCUCCUCGCUAACCACGUCCGGCUCAGUAACGUCGGGGCAACGCUGUGCCGCGUGAACAAGUGACCCGUCAUCGCAAAUGGAAGGCGCAUCUGCAACAGCUCUGGAAAGUGCGACUUUACCUGUCUGGACGACUUCACCAAGUCGAACGGGAGAUGUGUGCGCACGGCGUGCACUAAAGCGUCUCAGUGCCCGGCGGUAGCCAAUGCGUCGUCAAUCUGCUCCAGACGUGCGUGCAGCUUCGAGUGCAAGAAGGGGUUCAGGAACGUUAAUGGGGCAUGUGUACCCAAGCCGUGAGUACCAAACUUUCCCGCUGUGCAUUUCUACUAGCUUGGACGCAAACUGAGUCUUUGUUAGUCCUUGUAGUGCACCCUGCACCAAGAAGUCAAUCGCCCUCUACCAGGGCUACCAAAGUGGGAAACGCGGCCAGCGACCCGUGACGGUUACCUCGGUUGAGGCGUGCGCAGCAUACUGCGUCUCGCGCAAGUGCGUCUCGUUCGACUUUUACCACACGAACCAGUGCGAGAUCCAGAUGGGGGGAGGUAGCUUCGACCGGUUCGGGUCGGCCAAGCGUGUAGUGCAUGGGGUCCCGGGCAAGUGUUCAGAUUUCACCGGAUCGAUUCCGAUCAAGGCAGCUGGAAAGGCAUGCUCCAAUCUGCAGGUGUGGUGA